Molecule: messenger RNA, 3834 nt
Organism: Symphalangus syndactylus (siamang)
Lineage: Eukaryota; Metazoa; Chordata; Mammalia; Primates; Hylobatidae
Gene: ARHGEF38
Product: Rho guanine nucleotide exchange factor 38
Cellular component (GO): cytoplasm
Molecular function (GO): guanyl-nucleotide exchange factor activity; protein binding
Source: RefSeq, a predicted model, not a curated record
AGUCACAGCCAGGUAACCCUGGAGUGAAGCGGUUUAGUUAGAAGGGGACAGAUAAACUCGUCACUCUAGUAGCUUUAACCCUCACCCUGAGGCACCUUAGCAACCAGCCAUUCCCUGCAAGCCUCCAAAGCUUAUCUUUGCCUAAUAUGGAGCCCAAAGAAGCCACUGGGAAAGAAAACAUGGUCACCAAGAAAAAGAAUCUGGCCUUCUUGAGGUCCAGACUCUAUAUGCUGGAGAGAAGGAAGACUGACACUGUGGUUGAGAACAGUGUUUCUGGGGACCACUCUGGCACCUUGAGGAGGAGCCAAUCUGACAGGACUGAAUACAACCAGAAAUUACAAGAAAAGAUGACUCCACAGAGUGAGUGUUCUGUAGCUGAGACCUUAACCCCAGAGGAAGAGCAUCAAAUGAAGAGGAUGAUGACAAAGCGGGAAAAGAUCAUUAAGGAGCUGAUACAGACGGAAAAGGAUUAUCUCAAUGAUCUAGAGCUGUGUAUUAGGGAAGUGGUUCAGCCCCUGAGAAAUAAAAAGAUUGAUAGGCUGGAUGUGGAUAGCUUGUUUAGCAACAUUGAGUCCGUGCAUCAGAUAUCAGCCAAGCUGCUGUCAUUGUUGGAAGAGGCCACAACAGACGUGGAACCGGCCAUGCAAGUAAUUGGAGAAGUAUUCUUGCAGAUUAAAGGGCCACUGGAAGAUAUUUAUAAAAUCUACUGCUAUCACCAUGAUGAAGCACAUAGUAUACUGGAGUCCUAUGAAAAGGAAGAAGAGCUGAAGGAACAUUUGAGCCACUGUAUCCAGUCCUUAAAGAAAAUAUACGUGCAAGAAGGCAAACCAAACUUAUUGGACAUGGGCUCUUUGAUGAUCAAACCAAUUCAACGUGUGAUGAAAUACCCCCUAUUACUGUGUGAACUUCGGAAUUCCACCCCUCCCUCUCACCCAGAUUACAGAGCACUGGACAAUGCGUUUGCUGCUGUGAAGGACAUUAAUGUUAACAUCAAUGAACUUAAAAGAAGGAAAGAUUUAGUUCUAAAAUACAAGAAGAAUGACGAGGAUGAAUCACUUAAAGACAAAUUGUCUAAACUAAAUAUUCAUUCAAUUAGCAAGAAAUCAAAAAGAGUGACAAAUCAUCUGAAGAUUCUGACCAGAGGAGAAUCACAGGUUAAAGACAAUACCUUUAACAGAGAAGAAAAGCUGUUUAGAGCUUUAGAAAAGACUGUGAGGCUUUGUGUGAGGAACAUUUCACUCUGUCUUCAACACAUACAGGAUGCCAUGCCCCUGGCUCUGCACGGUGUAAUGGACCUUCAGGAGAUUUCAUACAACAAAGACGAUGAGAUGGGCUAUUCUGAGACCCUAAGUAAUGCCUUAAAUUCGUGUCAUGACUUUGCAUCUCACUUACAGAGACUCAUCCUGACCCCCUUGUCAGCCCUGCUGUCCUUAUUCCCAGGGCCUCACAAGCUCAUCCAGAAACGCUAUGACAAACUGCUGGAUUGCAACAGCUACCUGCAGCGAUCAGCAGGAGAGGAGUCAGACUUGGCCAAAAAGGAGUAUGAGGCCCUCAAUGCCCAGCUUGUGGAGGAGCUCCAGGCAUUCAACCAGGCUGCUCGGAAGAUUCUGUUGAACUGUCUGUGCAGCUUCAUUACUCUCCUUAAGGACCUGAUGCUCAUGGCACAGCAGGCUUACUCCACACUAGUGCCGGUGCCACUGUUGGUUUCAAGCAUUUCUGAGAUUCAGAAUCAAGUACUAGAAGAGAUCCAAAAUUUGAAUUGUGUGAAAGAAAACAGUGCCACCUUUAUUGAGAGAAAACUCAGUUUUGAAAAGAAGAAGCCUGUGCAGAUUCUGCCAGAAAUGCCACAUCAAACUGACAUUCAUCGCUCCAAACUUCUAUCCACAUAUAGUGCAGAGGAAGUCUAUCAAGCUAAGCGCAAGUGCAAUGCUACACAAGAAUAUGACAUCAAUCUUCUGGAAGGAGAGUUGGUGGCUGUGAUAGAACAGAAAGAUCCACUGGGGAGUACAAGCAGAUGGCUUGUGGACACAGGAAAUGUGAAAGGAUAUGUUUAUUCCUCCUUCCUAAAACCCUACAAUCCAGCAAAAAUGCAGAAAGUGGAUGCUGUGAAUAGGUUCUGUGACGAUGAUUUUGAGAACAUCAGCCUCUUCGUGUCUUCACGGCCAGCUAGUGACAGUGUCACAGGCACCUCAGAAAGCAGCAUUGGUGAUAGCAGCUCAUCUCUUAGUGGCACAUGUGGAAAGUUUGAAACAAAUGGUACUGAUGUUGACAGUUUUCAAGAAGUAGACGAACAGAUUUUCUAUGCAGUUCAUGCUUUUCAAGCACGGAGUGACCAUGAACUCAGCCUUCAGGAAUACCAGAGAGUUCAUAUACUUAGGUUUUGUGACCUAAGUGGCAAUAAAGAGUGGUGGUUAGCUGAAGCUCAAGGGCAAAAAGGAUAUGUGCCCGCUAACUACCUUGGAAAGAUGACUUAUGCUUAAGAAAAUAAGCCUUCAACUUUUAUUUUCCACUUUAUCCAUGCAUCCAGAGAGAUGGAUAUAGGACUCAAUAUCCUGAGGAGGAGAACUUUGAAUCACCAGGUCAACUACAGGAAUGUCCAAACCACGAGGAGCCACAUUGGUUGCCACCAAAACUUUAUAAUUACCUCUCUGAAGCCUUUUAGUGUAAUUUCUUUGUGACUGUGCAAUGUCCCCAUGUAAACACAGUGCAUUCUGUUUUGUGCAGAUUCAUGGCCAUGUCAGUUACAUUCUUCUUGGUCUCACAGAAAACAAUAGCCCUCCCUUCAGAUCCACUGUAGACUUGAAGGACAUCUCAUUAUCAUCUGUGUUUUAUAAAGGAGGAAACUGAAGACCUCACAUGGAGCGACUGGGAUUUAAAACCAGGUCUUCUGACUUUAAGGCCUUUUCUUUUAGUGUUUUCCCUUUUCUUUUCCUUAAGUCACUAAAAUCUAUAGUCAUAUAAUCUUACAAAAAGCAUGAUAUGCAAAAUAGAAAAAUGAUAGUCACCACAUAUCUACUAAUGGGAUUAAAAUGUACAAUCCUAAUAGCUUACUUGUUAGCACACUUGCUUAUCUGUCCAUUCAUUCAUUGAACCAGUAUUUAUUGAGAGUUAGUGGGAAUACAAUGCUGCGCAAGACAAACAAGAUCCCUCCCUUCAUACCACUUAAAUUCUAGUGGGGAAAACAUCUGCACAUAACAAACUAAAUAAAAUGAUCAUAAAAUAAUAAAUGCUAUUUAUAUAAAACUGGCUACUUUCAUUACUGCUCACUUAAAGGGUCUUGUAGCUCAUUUUAUGAUAUGAAAAAAAUCAAGGUCUAAAAGCUCCUUGAGACAAUUUAAACUCUAAUACCAAAUAUACCUCUAUAAAAUACCAAACUGAGCUAAAUACUGUAUUAGAUAUGUGUACUUAUACAUAUGUACAUAACCUAAAUAUAUGUAUGCACACAUUAUCUAUACAAAGAGCCAUACUCAGUGAAAGAUAAAUUACCUCCUAAAGUCCCCUCUGAGGUACAAUAGAAAUUAAAAUAAUUGCUUCUUUUCUCAACUCUAUGUAGCACGUAUUUUCUGUGAUGGGAUAAAUGUUUUCAUUUCAAGUGCCAAUGUGUGAACUGUAAUAAACAUUACUACUUUCAUUUUUUGUAGGUAUGGAGGUUACAUUAACUGUUAUAGUUGCCGAGCUGAGUUUUUAUGUCAGGUAAUUUUGUUUAGUCCAAACUGGUUUUGAACUAUAAACAAUUAUGGAUAUGUAUUUUUUGGUUUCUUUGACCCUGAAGGGAAAUUGGGGUGUAUGUCAAAUUGAUGUUUUAUCAAAAUAAAUCUGUUUUUCAAAGCAAAA